AUGCUACCCAGAAGCCAUAACUCGAGAAGGCUGAUGCCCUGUCUGCACAUCAUGUGCUGGGGCUACUGCCAAAUAGUUGUGCAGUCACCUGGUCUGACCCUCAUCAGAACAGCCCAGCAGAGCUUUAUCUGGUCAGAGGUACAGUCCCCUGAUGCCAGGCCAGGAGGACUUCAAUUCUGUGAUUCUGGUGGGACCAUGGGGACCCUUGUUACCAAACUGCUUCUCCCCACGAUCAGCAGCCUUGCCUUCCUUCCCACCGUCAGCAUCGCUGCCAAGAGGAGGUUCCACAUGGAAGCCAUGGUCUACCUCUUUACCAUGUUCUUCAUAGCGAUAUACCAUGCGUGUAACGGGCCAGGCUUAUCAGUGCUAUGUUUCAUGCGCUAUGACAUACUGGAGUAUUUCAGCAUCUAUGGGACAGCAUUGAGCAUGUGGGUGUCAUUAAUGGCACUGGCAGAAUUUGAUGAACCAAAAAGGUCGACCUUUGUGAUGUUUGGUGUGUUGACCAUUGCCGUGAGGAUCUACCAAGACCGGUGGGGCUAUGGGGUGUACUCGGGGCCUAUUGGCACAGCUGUCCUCAUCAUUACAGCAAAGUGGCUGCAAAAGAUGAAGGAGAAGAAGGGUCUGUACCCGGACAAGAGUGUGUACACCCAACAGAUAGGCCCUGGUUUCUGUUUUGGAGCAUUAGCCCUGAUGCUGCGUUUCUUUUUUGAGGAGUGGGACCACACCUAUGUUCACAGCUUCUACCACUGUUCAUUAGCUAUGUCCUUUGUCUUGCUGCUGCCCAAGGUGAACAAGAAAGCUGGGAAUGCUGGGACUCCUGCCAAAUUGGACUGUUCUACUCUCUGCUGUGCUUGCAUCUGACCAUUCCCUUCUGACUGUGCACUUCCCCCCACUGUCCCCAGACCUCUAGGUGACCACAUUCAGCUACAGAGAUACUCUUUUCUUCUCUCAGUCAAGCCAACAAGUAUUUAAGAUGUCAAUGUAAGCCUAGUACUGCCGUAGGCACCAUGUGGAAGAACUGUUGCUUUUCCCCUUUCCUUCCAAGGCCUUCAUCUUUAAAAAUCAUAGUAGCCAAGAAUUGGCUCUCCAGAGCCAAUCAAAGCCCUCUGCCUCUGUGAAGGACUGUACCCAAAUCAUCCUAGACAGACAAGACUUUUCCCAUCAAAGAAGAGUCUACCAACUAUCCUGUGUUGCAAUCCUUUCCCUUUUUGAAGUCAACUGCAGUCUCUCCUAUUUAGAUAUCUCUUUUCCCAUGGGUCCUGGCAAGAUAUCUAUUUCUGUACCCAUGGUCUCUGAAUGAGCCCUUUGGAGGGAAGGGGGGACAGUCAAAUAGAGAAUGCCACUGUUGGAAUACCAGGUUGGUCAAUUCCAGCAGCCACCUCCUGACCCCAAACCCUGCCCCUUGGCCCCUGUACUUUCCUCCAUCUGAGUUCCAUGAGCUCUGAGUUCCCUGCUUCUAGGAGAGAAAUUCCAGACUGAAUUGAUGUAGGAGCAAAAUGAUUUUAUUUAUUUCACUCUAACUCUGUUGGAGGCCAUAGGCUCUUUCCCAAGAUUGCAGGAGCCCAAUGCCAACUCACCAUACCUAGUGUCCAGCCUAGGGUUGACAAGUAUCCCUUUCCCAGAUCCACUGAGGUGGGUGGUUUAAUGACGAAAGUGUCUGGGCACCAAGGGCACCCUCCUGGGGUCCAACUCAUUUGGAAGCUACAGCCCUUGUUCCCUUUGCCCAUGCCCAGAUCUUUUCCCAUAGCUCUCUAAUGGAUGGGGAGUGAGUACUGAAAAGUCUCUGAGUUCUUCCAAAUAAUUCUCUCCCUUGGAAAUAACUGGGCACUGCACAGUCAGGCUCCCCCUUACCUCUAUUUAGCAAGCAUAGCUCCAAAUCUGAAUGGCUCCUUCUGCAUAACAGCAGCAUCAGCUUAGUAGCAUUCCCCCUCUUCCCAACUCCACAGUCCCAAGAUCCCAGGAUCCUACCAUAGGUAAUUUGGAAAAGCUAUCACAUCUCUCCCUGUCAUAAUCCUCCCAGGCUUGGAGACAUUUCCAAACCCUCUCCUGCCCCUAGGACUCUGUUCUACAAGAAUUUGCCUAAUCUAACCCUUUUGAAACCUUCUUUUAAAAUUUUUGAAGCCUAUUGCCUCUCCUGAGAAACUAUUUCCUCCCCCCAGGACAGCCUGUGUUCUGGUCUUCAGCUCAUCUCUCUUAAGGCAGUAGGACUAGGAACUAAUGAUUGUCAAUGUCCUCCCUCUCCCAGCCCUUCCCAAGUUUAUAGACAGCUACCACCUCUGCAUUCAGUCUCCAUCUUUCCAGCCCUAGAAGGCUUCGACUUAGCUCAGACUCGUUUCACACCUCAUCUCCACUCCCUUGUCCUUUUCAUUGACCAUCCCAAACCCUUCUUAUAUUCCUGGGUCCUAUCCUUUACAAGGUAAGGAGGAGCCUAUUAAGAGCUCCAUAUAUAUGUUUGGCUUACACACACACACACACACACAUCUACCUUGAUCACUCUCUCUCCAACCUUUACCCAACAGCCCCAUCCCAGAUGUAUGGCAGAAGACAUUACAGAGGACUUAUGGGCCAUCUGGGUUUAUCUCUCACAGCCUCCAGGUUAAGGAAAAAUAAAGACAAUUACCUAGCAAAUAAAAAUGCUGGUAGAGGGGGAAAAAAUGCAAA
Molecule: messenger RNA, 2661 nt
Organism: Trichosurus vulpecula (common brushtail)
Lineage: Eukaryota; Metazoa; Chordata; Mammalia; Diprotodontia; Phalangeridae
Gene: MYMK
Product: myomaker, myoblast fusion factor
Cellular component (GO): plasma membrane
Source: RefSeq, a predicted model, not a curated record